Molecule: messenger RNA, 567 nt
Organism: Nematolebias whitei (Rio pearlfish)
Lineage: Eukaryota; Metazoa; Chordata; Actinopteri; Cyprinodontiformes; Rivulidae
Gene: cfap126
Product: cilia and flagella associated protein 126
Exons: 5
Coding region: 1-567 (188 amino acids)
Biological process (GO): cilium organization
Cellular component (GO): ciliary basal body
Source: RefSeq, a predicted model, not a curated record
AUGGCGUCCAGUUUCUCAGCAAACCAGUAUGACGGUGCCUUCAAAUCCCAGAGGCUGCAGAACUGGUGUGAAGCUAAGCACUUUAAAGAGAGGCCCUCAGCAUGGGUGAGUCCCACCUCCUUCAUCGCAGAUAACAGAGGACAUCUUCUCCCAGGAGUGAAGAAAGGCAAUGCCUGGCCGGACUUUAAGGGAACCUGGGAUUUACCCGCUCGUGUCCCAGCCCACCACAUCAACCCCACGGCCCGCUCUGCAGAAGGCCUCGGCAGGCUCAGGUCCUGGGGGCUCUGUCCACAGCAAAGUGCCAAAUCACUGCGAGGCGGCAGGAGCGCACAUGUGAGCGAGAAGACCAUUGAGGGCGACCCGGCUGCUCCAGCUAAAGCCCGAACAGCAUCCCAGAACCACCAGAACCAUCGCUCACAAACAGGUGUGGCCGUUUCCGUUGAACAAAAUGUCCAGGCCUCAGAACACCGGCCAAAGAGCCAGACAUCUGCAACAGAAGAAAACCCAGUUUCAUCGCCUACAGCUGGUAAAACAUCCCCAAACGGGCCUGAGACCCAAAAGGGGUGA